Molecule: messenger RNA, 459 nt
Organism: Magnolia sinica
Lineage: Eukaryota; Viridiplantae; Streptophyta; Magnoliopsida; Magnoliales; Magnoliaceae
Exons: 1
Coding region: 1-459 (152 amino acids)
Molecular function (GO): nucleic acid binding; RNA-DNA hybrid ribonuclease activity
Source: RefSeq, a predicted model, not a curated record
AUGAAUGUUAAUGGCUCCUCCUUAGGCAACCCAGGCCCAUUUGGGGGUGGUGGUGUUGCUAAAGAUCACUUGGGAGAUCUCAUCUUUGCCUUCCACUCUGGAUAUGGGAUAAGCUCUAAUGGUCAGGCUGAGACCAAGGUUUUUUGGGAGGCCCUUUCCCACUGCAAGGCUAAGGGCCUCAAUAAGGUGGAACUAGUCAGCGACUCCAAAUCCGUGGUGGAAGCUCUCUCCAAGGUAUCCUCCCCAUCAUGGGUCAUGUGGUAUUGGUGGACCAGAAUCAAAUCCCUCAAGGAUAAUAUGGAGAUAUGCUUCUCCUAUUCUCCCAGGGAAUCCAAUGCCAUGACAGACGAUCUCACCCAAAUGGGCAGUGGUAGCCAAGCCCAUUCUUCCUUCCAAUCCAUAGCUGAGCUCCCUCCCCUCAUUAAAGGCUUACUCUUUCUUGACAAAGUUGGUUUAUGA